Molecule: messenger RNA, 2249 nt
Organism: Exophiala oligosperma
Lineage: Eukaryota; Fungi; Ascomycota; Eurotiomycetes; Chaetothyriales; Herpotrichiellaceae
Exons: 2
Coding region: 143-1978 (611 amino acids)
Biological process (GO): protein quality control for misfolded or incompletely synthesized proteins
Cellular component (GO): mitochondrion; cytoplasm
Molecular function (GO): ATP binding; ATP hydrolysis activity
Source: RefSeq, a predicted model, not a curated record
GUGCAGUUAAUUUUCUUUUUUGCUUGUUUUGUCAUUAUUGUUUGUUGCGUUUCCCUCCAGCGCAUAGAGUGUUACUGUUGCCAUUGCUAUUGCUCUAGCUGCUCCCCGUGUCUCUCUGUGUGCGAUCCACGACGACACAACAAUGAAAGCUACUCCGGCGGCGGUGCGUCCGCGUCCAGGAGACGCCUUCAAGGCGCACGAGUACCUCCGAGCUAUCUUUUCUCCCCGUGCGACAGUAGGUAGACCGAGGACGAUAUGCACGGAUUGUCUGAGGACGUUGAGGCACCGUCGCAGCAACAACAGCAGCAGCAGCAGCAGCCGGAGACGUGUUGCCAACUUUGACAAAUCCAACAACCUCAAAUUCGAGCGCCGAGGUGUGUGUACUUUUGGACAGCCGACGAGACCACAAACAAUAUCGUCGGGUCGAGCGAUUCGGCCUCAUCGGCCAAACAUAACCUCCUCAAACCAGUUCCCGAGACGGCACGACCUUGCGACAGUCGCCGGGGCAAGCCCGCGAGGCCCUCUGGAGGAAUAUGACGAGCGAGUACAGACGAAAAGGCUGCGCGAUGAUGAACAUCAGAGAUCGUUGAUCGAGCAUCUACAAGAUUUGCACGACACUCUACGAGACUACACCCCUCCGCAAGUGGUACACCCCGAGAUCGACGAUCUACAACCCCAGAAAAAGAGCCUGUUCGGGUCCUUGUUCGGAGGUGCGAAGAAGAAGAAGGCGAUCGGCGAGAUUCCAGAAGACCUCCCCAAGGGCCUGUACAUGUACGGCGACGUCGGGUCGGGGAAGACCAUGUUGAUGGACCUGUUCUACGAAACGCUCCCGCCCAACAUGACGUCGAAACUGCGCAUCCAUUUCCACAACUUCAUGCAGGACGUGCACAAGAGGCUGCACAAGGUCCGCAUGCAGUACGGCAACGACUUUGACGCGGUGCCGUUCGUGGCCGCCGACCUGGCCGAGACCGCCCAGGUGUUGUGCUUCGACGAGUUCCAGUGCACCGACGUCGCGGACGCCAUGAUCCUGCGGAGGCUGCUGGAGUCGCUCAUGUCCCACGGCGUCGUCUUGGUGACGACGUCGAACCGACACCCGGACGACCUGUACAAGAACGGCAUCCAGCGGCAGUCGUUCAUCCCGUGCAUCAAUCUACUGAAGAACAAACUCAAGGUCAUCAACUUGGACUCCCAGACGGACUAUCGCAAACUCCCGCGGCCGCCGUCCGGUGUGUACCAUCACCCGCUCGACCGUGCGGCCGUUUCGCACGCCAAGAAGUGGUUCAAUUUCCUGGGUGACCCGGAAAACGACCCUCCGCACCCGACCACCAUCACGGUCUGGGGCCGCGAGGUCGAAAUCCCGGAGGCGUCGGGACGUGCCGCCAAGUUCACCUUCCACGACCUCAUCGGACGAGCCACGGGCGCGGCGGAUUACAUCGAGAUGAUGCGCAGUUUCGACGCCUUCAUCGUGACCGACGUCCCGGGCAUGACGCACCGUGAGCGAGACUGGGCUAGACGGUUCAUCACCUUUAUCGACGCCGUUUACGAGUCGCACGCCAAGCUCGUCUUGACCACGGCCGUACCCCUGUCGCAGCUGUUCUUGAGCAAGACGGAACUCGACGAGAGUCUGGAGAGCGUGACGAAGAAAGUGGACAAGGACGACAAGUCUGUGGACAAGCAUGACAAGAAGGUGGCGGAGCAUACAAAGGCCUCGGACACGGAAGGUGAAGGGGCCGACGUUGACGACGUGAUGAGGAACCUGAUGGACGAUCUGGGAAUGAGCAUGAGUAUGCUCAAGCAGAGUAGUUUGUUCAGUGGCGACGAGGAGAGGUUCGCUUUCGCCAGGGCUCUAAGUCGGUUGAGUGAGAUGGGUAGUCAGGAGUGGGUGGAGCGUGGGAUGGGACUGGAGAAGCGUGGUGGGUUGAAUGAGAAGGAGGGUUGGCAGAGGGUGAGAUCCAGAUGGAGGGAAGAUAGUUUGUGAGGGUUUGAAGACUGGAGGUUAUCUAGACCUGACUAUCUUGACUUCAUGCCGAGAGCCACACAUGUUUUGAAUGCAUUUAGCCAUGAUGAUGGUGGUGGUGGUGCAUUUGAUAGGGGUACCCACCUUUGCAUACUCUAUCUGGAGCACUGAGUGACCUCUUUUUCUUUUUGUCGUGUGGUGAGUGAGAAUAUUCAUGCCAGUACCGAGGGAAAGGGGCUAGGACUAGCAAAUGAAGAAGUUCCAAACCCGAUCAGGAUAUUAUUUGACUUGA